AUGGAUAAAUUGUUGACCUAUUGCGGUCAUACAGUGGACAGUCUGGUCUAUUAUGGGCACCAGUAUUGGAUCGAUGCGGCCGAUCCCCGGACUAAACACUUUCCAAUGGUAGAGGGUGGCAUAUGGAAAAUCCUAUUGAUUAUGGGCUGCUAUUUACUAUUGAUUAAAAAACUAUUACCCGACUAUAUGCGCGACCGUAAACCCUAUCAGCUAAGGGUACCCAUACUGGCCUUCAAUACACUGAUGGUUGCAAUCAAUGGAUACUUUUUCUACGAAAUUGUAACAAAUCUUGAAUACGGUAUACGAUUCCUGGAUUUUCGUUAUCCCGAUCGCCACGAUUUUAGCGAUAAAACAUUGCGUGAAUUGAACCUGGGUUGGUGGGGUUGGAUAUCCCGGUUCCUCGAUAUGCUGGAUACAGUGUUUUUUGUAUUACGCAAAAAAGACAACCAGGUCACAUUUCUACAUGUCUAUCAUCAUACGGCUGUACCGUUUUUAGGUUGGUUUUCAAUGAAAAUUAAUCCAUUGGCGCCAAUCAUCGGACUGUUUGGACUGUUCAACACUGCCAUACAUGUGCUGAUGUACUCGUAUUACUCCCUGUCCUCGUUUGGUCCACGUAUGCGACCAUAUUUAUGGUGGAAAAAAUAUAUAACCCAGCUACAAUUGCUACAGUUUCUCAUAUGCGGAUCCUAUGGUUGCGUAUUGUUUUGCCUGCAAACUGGAUAUCCGGCGGUUUGGUUCUGGGUUUGCGUUGGACAAAAUCCCUUAUUUUUCUACUUAUUCAACGAUUUUUAUAGAAAAUCCUAUAAAAAGAUGAAUAAUAAUGAUUACAUGUGCUACUUAUAG
Oppia nitens is the source of this 843-nucleotide messenger RNA. Its product is annotated as elongation of very long chain fatty acids protein AAEL008004-like. Bases 1 to 843 code for a protein of 280 amino acids. NCBI's taxonomy places the organism in Eukaryota, Metazoa, Arthropoda, Arachnida, Sarcoptiformes, Oppiidae. Gene Ontology annotation, cellular component: endoplasmic reticulum membrane. Gene Ontology annotation, molecular function: fatty acid elongase activity. The record is from RefSeq and is a predicted model, not a curated record. Gene Ontology annotation, biological process: fatty acid elongation, polyunsaturated fatty acid; very long-chain fatty acid biosynthetic process; fatty acid elongation, saturated fatty acid. The transcript has 5 exons.